UAUCGUGUGCAGAUAAAAUUUGUCAUAUAAGGAAGUUAAAGUACAAUAGCGAGUGAAAUACUUCUGAUUCCCCCCCCCCCCUUUUUUACAUUUACAAAACAAAUGAAUUUGUGAAUAACUCGUCGAAACACUAACAAUAAAUGAUUAUAAGCUUCUAUUCCUGGUAUAAAAAUGUCAAACCUGUUAUAUUGUGGAUGUUAAAACAUGUUCAAGACCUAACUUGUUUAUGGAUAAUCUUUUACGAUCAUAACUCUGAUUUUUACCUGAACUCUCUGAAUCCGGCUACACAUUCUCCUGGUUCCUUAAAAAAGAAUUUAGAAAAUUGAAAUAAGCAAAGCAAAAAGGAUUUAUGUUAAUGGUACGUUUCAAACCAAAAAAAUGAAGGUUCCAGCUAAUUACAUUAUAAAGUCAAUAAACAGUAUGUCAAAUCUGGCCACGCUUCGACGGGUAAAGAAAUGCACGAUUUUUGCCACAAUCACAAUGCUAGUAUUUGUAAUAUUUACGAAUUUAUUGCCGGUUUUUGAGCAAUAUCAGACUGAACAUUUAAAACUGGACACUGAUGCUUAUUUUGAAGAUGCUAAAGAUUUGAGGUAUCCAGUCAAAGUACAGCCGUACUUAUUUCGACUAAUAAAUGCUUCUAACCCGAGCGUUCCAUUGACCAUAAGUGCAACAUAUCUUAUUCAGAACCGAAAUCUUUGUCGUUCUGUGAAGAAUCUUACGGUGCUUGUUGUAGUUAAUUCUGCGACAGACCAUUUUGAACAGAGACAGAGUAUAAGAGCAACUUGGACAAACGACACGUAUUACUCGUAUUUAGCAACAGUCAGAGUUGUGUUUCUUGUUGGCAGAACUGUGAGUCACGUUGUCCAAUCUGCGCUUGAAAUGGAGUUCGAAAAGUAUAAAGAUAUCGUACAAGGAGAUUUUAUAGAUGCCUACAACAAUCUUACACAUAAAGGUGUGAUGGGUUUUAAAUGGAUUACGGAGAGAUGUCGCAAUGCGGAAAUGAUUCUGAAAGUAGAUGACGACAUUGUAGUUAAUAUGUUUCUAUAUAUCUAUAAAUUAAAACAUUCUAAAGCGCUGCAAAAGGCAAACGUAUAUUGUGAAUACAAAUCCGAUCUUAUACACAGAGAUUUUACAUCAAAAUGGUAUGUUGAUGAAAGUCAUUUCAAAGGAGUAAAAAGAUAUCUGAAAUUUUGCAAAGGAAAGUUUGUGAGUAUGACGAAUGAUAUAAUGCCAUCUUUAUAUCUAUCCGCCUCGAAGUCGCCGUUUUUUCAUCUCGAUGACGUUUUGUUGUUUGGAUAUGUCCUGCAUAAGAUUCCAGGAUUGAAGUAUGAAACGUUCAGUGACGGUGAUUGGCAGGGGGUAACUAAUGAAGCAAAACACUGUUUAGAUACCAAAAAUGAAAAAUGUACAUACAUUGCCAUGCAGGCCGGUUACAAGGAGGACGUAUUAAAUAUUUGGUCGAAAGUAGUCAAACACUUUAAAGAUAAAGCAUAGCCAACACAAGACUGAAUAAUAGUUAUACUAAGUGUAUCAUUCAGUAGAAAUAUCCUUUUAUUAAAAAUUUACUAAUUUUAAGCCUAAAUUACACAAAUAAGACGUGUGAAGAUAUGUUAAACAAGUUAAACAAUUAAAUAUUUCAUCAAAAAGUGUUUGUUAUAUGAUGUCAAGAAUUUCUAAUGGCAUUCGUUUAUUUAAAUCAAACUGUUUGUAUCUUUUUAAAGCUAUUAAAGAAAUCUACGCUUUCUAUAAAUAAAAUGUUUUAAACAAUCUACUUGAAUUCACAUUUUAAAGAUUGCGUUUGAGACAUGUUCAUUUUAUUUUCGAGAACGUUACAUAAAAACUAAAACAAGAUUAUUGUUGGGAAGUAUGUCUCAUAUUUAAACACUCAAAUAAUAAAUUACAAGGAGGUAUUUUAAAUUGACACAACAUGUCUGUUCAACGGUAGAGGGACUCCACCGGAGAUUUUGACAUAUUUCUCGAGAUAAAGUUGAUCGAGAUCGAGGUUGUGUAUAAAUUUCAGAUCAUUCGUUACCUCCGUUUCUUUCCAGAAUAAUUUGUGAAAAAUGACCCAAAAUUGAAAAGCAUUGCAACGCUUUUCUAGGACUAGAACAAAAAUACGACUUUCGUUUUUUUAGUAUAUUUCUUAAGUAUCUUCUUUCGCAUGUCUUUCUUCUUAAACUAAGUGCCCGAAAUGAUCUAUGUACGAAAUUCAAAUUAUGGCUUUUAUGUUUUUGACCUCAGUGGAGUAACUUAAACUUGUUCAUGUAAUUAAACAUUUUUUUCUUAAAUAUAAACACGAAAUCAUCUGUUAUAAACGAUGAAACAUUCACAAUGAUUUACGGAAGUUUUGAUGGAAAUUUAUCAUUAUUGUGAUGUAAUUCAGUGCAAAACAAUUCAGAAUUUUCAACUACCAUAUACCAGCUUUACCAUUUGAUUGGCUUGUAUUUUUCUGCAUAUUACAUAUUCUGCAUAUUACAUUUUUAAAGGGAGCCUUUUCGGAAAUUUUGUCUGGGUACUAAAAUGUAUAGUAAUAAAUUCAUUUACCUAAUGUAUCUAUGAAAUACAAUUAUAAGCACACUAGGUAUGGCAACUUUUCGUCUAUACAGUACCCCCAUAUUUGAUACGUUUGAAGAACCAAAAGAUCAAUGUGUGUGACCUAAGAGUAUUUUAUAUAUUGAUUUAAAACUAUCAAGAACCUAAAUAUAUUUUGAUUUGUUUAUUUUAUCUUGCCAUAAAAGAUAGCACUAAAACUCACAAUAAUCCCCGAUAAUAAUUGCCAAAUAAAUCUUGUUCAGGAUUAUUUUUCGGCAAUAUUGUAUUUUGUUGAUAAAUGUCGGUCACAGGGCAUUGAUUUUUGAAUGUAACUUUGAUUCGCCUUUUAUUGUUAUUAAUAACAUUUAAUUUUGUUAUUAUAAUAGUUAUAAAUAAAAUGAUUAAGUCAUAGCAUUCAAUUUGUAUUUUAUUUAACUUCUAUAAUUAUUCCCUCUAUAGUCAUUUCCUUUUGUACCAUAAGAAUUCUGAUUCAGAUGAUAUUUAAAAAAGUUUACUUUUUUACAAAGGAAAUUUAUCAUCAAUCGUUAUUAAAAUCAAAUUGUUGAUAAGAAAUAGUAUUA
Messenger RNA from Ruditapes philippinarum (Manila clam), 3113 nucleotides. Its product is annotated as beta-1,3-galactosyltransferase 1-like. Gene Ontology annotation, molecular function: hexosyltransferase activity. The transcript is spliced from 2 exons. Gene Ontology annotation, cellular component: membrane. NCBI's taxonomy places the organism in Eukaryota, Metazoa, Mollusca, Bivalvia, Venerida, Veneridae. The coding region runs from base 379 to 1494 and encodes 371 amino acids. The record is from RefSeq and is a predicted model, not a curated record.